ACUGAGCCACCACUCUCUCAGUACACGUCCAACGACUGCUCGUGGUACAUACGAGUACUUUUGCCAAGAGAGAGACACACACACAUACCAAUCACAUAGCUGCAAACGGUACCCUUCAAUUAGCAAACGAUAUCAAAUUUAAAUCGCGCGCGAGUCAAUCAUUUUCGGAUUUUUUUAAUCACAAACUGGGUCCUCAAGCGGGUCUAGAUCUGGAAACCGACGUGGUUGUCGAAAGUGGUUGUGAGUUGGAAAUACGUGGUGAGCUUUGGGACCCUUUGAACGAAAAGUUCUCCAAGUCCCGGUGCCCAAAGAGGAAAAAGCUGGAGAAGAGUGCUUAGGCUGCAGAGUACACUGCAGGGGUCGAUUACGUGUUCCAUUCCGUUUUAGAUCGAGGAGGGUGAGAACCGCGGCCCGGAAAUGACCGCGGGGCUCGACGCAAACAGUGCGACCACUAAUGGCGCACCCGGUAAAAAGACCGACGAUGGUGUCUUCACGGUUUCCGUUACUGGUGCAUAUGAAAAUGAUGGUUUCAAGGGUGAUGGAGGUGGCAAUCCACACAAGCCACCAAGGGAGCUUACCGAUGAGGAAGCUUCCCAACAGGGCAAGUUUAAAAUGUCCACAAAGGAAAAGUGGCGAAUUCUCAAGAACGUUACAGCCAUUAGUUGCGCAUUUAUGAUACAGUUUACGGCCUUCCAGGGUACGGCCAAUCUUCAGUCCAGUAUUAAUGCCAAAGACGGUUUAGGAACCCUCUCCCUUAGUUCCAUAUUUGCUGCUUUAGUUGUGAGUUGUAUAUUCGUCCCAUCUUUCCUAAUCAAAAGGCUGACUGUGAAAUGGACACUUUGUCUGUCCAUGUUGUGUUACGCUCCAUACAUCGCAUCUCAGUUUUAUCCUCGAUUUUACACGCUGAUUCCAUGCGGUAUCAUCGUGGGUAUUGGAGCAGCUCCCAUGUGGGCUUCAAAGGCCACGUAUUUGACCCAAGUAGCUGGAGUUUAUGCCAAAUUGACCGAUCAAGCAGUGGAUGCGAUUAUUGUCCGAUUUUUCGGAUUCUUCUUCCUCGCCUGGCAGACAGCCGAGCUCUGGGGAAAUCUGAUCUCUUCUCUUGUACUUAGCAAUCCCCAUGGAACUGAUGCUGGAACCACCGAUUACGACUUAUGCGGCGCCAAUUUCUGCGCUUCGAUCAGCAACAGUGAUGAAACAUCUGCAGUCGCCAGCUCAGAACUCUUCGAAAUUAUGAGCAUCUACCUGGCCUGUAUCAUUGUGGCUGUUAUUCUCAUCGUUAUUCUGGUUGAUCCACUUUCAAGAUAUGGUGAAAGGCAAAGAAGGAACAGCGCAGUAGAGCUAACUGGCAUUCAGCUUCUAUCAGCUACAUUUAUUCAGUUGAAGAAGCCCUACCAGCAGCUGCUCAUACCAAUGACCAUCUACAUUGGUGUUGAGCAGGCUUUUAUCAGUGCAGAUUUCACUCAAUCAUAUGUAUCAUGUGCAAUGGGUGUUAACAAUGUUGGAUUCGUCAUGAUCUGCUUUGGAGUUGUCAACGCAAUUUGCAGUUUGUUGUUUGGAAGUGUCAUGAAAUACGUUGGCCGAGUGCCCAUCAUGAUCUUAGGAAUCUCAGUUCAUGCAGCAGUACAAAUAUUUCUGCUUCUAUGGAGGCCGCAUCCAGACAACCCACUACUCUUCUUCAUGGCUUCUGGCCUUUGGGGAGUGGGCGAUGCUGUUUGGCAAACCCAAGUCAAUGGUUUGUACGGUGCUCUUUUCAGGAGAAAUAAGGAGGCCGCAUUCUCCAACUACCGUCUAUGGGAAUCUGUAGGUUUUGUCGUCGCUUAUGCUUAUUCCACUCAGCUUUGCGCUCGUAUGAAGCUGUAUGUCCAGCUAGCCAUCUUAGUUUUUGGUUUCUUGCUAUACUGCGUAGUGGAAAUCCACCAUAUGCGCAAACUGAGAAAGCAAAAGAUAAAGGAAAAGAGAGCCGCAGAAUUGGCAGCCAAAAGGCAGGCAGCAAUCGAUCAAGAACCAGAAACGACAGAUGAUGAAAAGGACGACAUCGACGAUGAAAUCAUUGUAACGCAUUUGUAGUAGACUUGGGGUUUAUUAGGCAUUCCUUAUUGGGCAUAGGCUUCUAAUUUAUUUCACAAAAAAACGAAAUACGGUGGUACACUGUGUUCAAAUAUAUUAGUGGGGCCAGUGCACGAUGCAGCAAGAAAACGACAUUUUCCAUAGGCGGUUUCUGUCCUAGAAGAUUUAGAUUUAUAAAGCAGUAUUUUUCUUUCAGUGAUUUCACUAUCUCGUAGAUUGUAUUACUUUAGGAGCAAAUUCUGUUAUAGAAACAAUUAUUUUUUCGUAGAUUAUUUGCACAUUGAGAUGCCAGUAAUAUCAAGCAAAAAAUACUACAGCUAUUAGACUUAUCAAUGCAUUUUUUGUUUGGUCGCACAUCUCCUUGUGCAACUAUAUUUUUAUUUUGUAAAUAUAGAAACGUUAUUAUAAGUAGGCAUGUUUCCUUCCGAAUUAAAAACUCAAACUAAUUAAAACCUUCUUAAAAAGUAUUAAAGUAAGAAAGUCAAAUUUUCGGUCGGUAUAUUGAUCUUGCAAACUACCUAUACCUAUAUACACAAAUAUUUAUAAAUAAGUGUUUAUCACUGCUACAGUCUGUGAUGAUCAAAAUACAGGAAACGCGAUACUAAAAGUUGGAAAACUAAGCAUUCAACCUUUUAUUUUCAAAGGGUAUUUAGUUUAUCCAACAAAUCACUAUUCGAUUUCGACAUAUGAUUACUGCAGCUCCAAGUUUUUAUCGGUUGAUGUUCUAAAAUUAUUUUGUGCCAUUCUCAUUUUGUGUUAAUACAAAAAUGCUAGUAAUUUUUUGAGUUUUUAAGGAUCCAAUUAGCGUUGUAGAAAACCCCAUUACCAUUAUAUUGAAUUAGUACUUUAUAGUUGAAGGUCUAUAAGUGAAAAGUGUUGAGUUGGACGCCAUUCAAUCUGUUUCGUCCAAAAUUUUAAUAUCUAUUGUUUGUCCUUAUCAAGUCAAUUUUUGUUUAAUGGAAAAGCAUAAUUAAGUUGAAAAGGUGAGAAACUUUUAUUGUUAUAUAGGUUUAUUUAUAAAUAUUUUAUUUUAUUUCCUGAUAUUACUUGUUAUAUAUAUUAUUGAAAACUUGUACAGUAAAGUCCUUAACCUAGGUAGAAAUAAAGCUAUGUAUAUUGUUAGGAUCCUACUCAAACAUGUAAAUUUACUAAGUACUCAGUAUUCUUAGAGCAAUACUGUAAAUUAUAAUAAACAUCUUGAACCGUUA
Dendroctonus ponderosae (mountain pine beetle) is the source of this 3275-nucleotide messenger RNA. Its product is annotated as UNC93-like protein. The transcript is spliced from 11 exons. Gene Ontology annotation, cellular component: striated muscle dense body; plasma membrane. The record is from RefSeq and is a predicted model, not a curated record. Bases 418 to 2067 code for a protein of 549 amino acids. Gene Ontology annotation, molecular function: potassium channel regulator activity. NCBI's taxonomy places the organism in Eukaryota, Metazoa, Arthropoda, Insecta, Coleoptera, Curculionidae. Gene Ontology annotation, biological process: regulation of muscle contraction; regulation of potassium ion transport.